GCGAGUUAAAAAAUGUCCCAAAAGGAAGUAGCUCCGCAUCCAUACUCGGCGUAAACAUGGUCAGUCUCUUAAGAACGACAAUCUUUUAAAACUACGACGGGACAUGAUUACGAAUUUGCAAAAUAUUUUAAAUUGUUAGCUAAACGUUUGUAGAGGCAACUGAAGAACCGAAAUGUCAGGAGCCCUUGCACGGCUGUUAUUUUAUCCUACCUUGGCGUACAAUGUUGUUAUGGAGAAAGUGUCGUCCAGACGGUGGUUUGACCGUGUGGACCAGACUGUCAUUCUAGGUGCACUGCCUUUUAAAUCAAUGACCGAGGAGUUGGUGCAGAGAGAAAAUGUGAGAGGAGUGAUCACUAUGAACGAGGAGUAUGAAACCAAGUACUUCUGCAACUCUGCUGAGGAGUGGAAGGCUGCGGGGGUGGAGCAGCUGCGCCUCAGCACGGUGGACCUGACGGGAGUGCCCCGCAUGGAGGACCUGCACCGGGGGGUGGAGUUUGCCCUGGGGGUGAAGGAGCGGGGCGCCAGCGUCUACGUCCACUGCAAAGCCGGCCGCUCCCGCAGCGCCACGGUGGUCGCGGCCUACCUCAUCAAGUUACACUGCUGGAGUCCAGAGGAAGCGUGCCAGACGCUGAGGUCCAUACGCCCGCAUGUGCUGGUCCGCAAGGCACAGAUGGAGUUGCUGCGCAGUUAUUACCAACAGGUGUGCAACAGCCAGCCCACAUAGGGCCAGCGAUGCCCACCCUGUAGCACAAUAAACAUAUGGCAUCUCCA
This is a messenger RNA of Anguilla rostrata (American eel), 771 nucleotides long. RefSeq names its product protein tyrosine phosphatase mitochondrial 1 (gene ptpmt1). The coding region runs from base 173 to 724 and encodes 183 amino acids. The transcript is spliced from 4 exons. NCBI's taxonomy places the organism in Eukaryota, Metazoa, Chordata, Actinopteri, Anguilliformes, Anguillidae. Gene Ontology annotation, biological process: protein dephosphorylation. The record is from RefSeq and is a predicted model, not a curated record. Gene Ontology annotation, molecular function: phosphatidylglycerophosphatase activity; phosphatidylinositol-4,5-bisphosphate 5-phosphatase activity; protein tyrosine/serine/threonine phosphatase activity.